Messenger RNA from Poecilia latipinna (sailfin molly), 6294 nucleotides. It is a transcript of the gene chdh, whose product is annotated as choline dehydrogenase. Gene Ontology annotation, molecular function: flavin adenine dinucleotide binding; choline dehydrogenase activity. The coding region runs from base 129 to 1946 and encodes 605 amino acids. The record is from RefSeq and is a predicted model, not a curated record. NCBI's taxonomy places the organism in Eukaryota, Metazoa, Chordata, Actinopteri, Cyprinodontiformes, Poeciliidae. Gene Ontology annotation, cellular component: mitochondrial inner membrane. The transcript is spliced from 10 exons.
GGCAGGUCUGUACUUGAAGAAACCCUCGCCCCGUGUUUCAACUCUGUUUCAGUUUUACACUCUCCUCGUGUCCUCUGCUAAAUAAUCAUCAUUGUGAUGUGCAGUUCAUAAAGGAAGCGUCCCCCAAAAUGUCGUCUUUGGCCGUGAUGGGCCAAGCAGGAGCCCGGAGACUUGCGACAGGAACGUGGAGAAGAUUCAUGAAGGACGGCAGAUGUUUCACUACCUCAGCUUCUCACCGGAACGCUUCAUCCUCACCUGCAGCCAAUCAGAAAACCCCGUCCUAUAGCUACGUGGUUGUUGGGGCAGGGUCAGCAGGUUGUGUCCUCGCCAAUCGCCUGACAGAAGACGCCCAGGAGUCCGUGUGUCUGUUGGAGGCCGGACCCAAGGACAAGUGGCUGGGAAGCUCCCGACUCUCGUGGAAGAUCCACAUGCCAGCCGCGCUGACCUACAACCUCUGUGAUGACAAAUAUAACUGGUUCUACCACACGCUACCUCAGGCCCACAUGGACAACAGGGUGCUGUACUGGCCCAGGGGCCGAGUCUGGGGAGGGUCCUCCUCACUUAAUGCCAUGGUUUACAUCCGUGGGCACGCAGAGGACUACAACCGCUGGCAGAGAGAGGGUGCAGAGGGAUGGGACUAUGAGCAUUGUCUGCCUUACUUCAGAAAAGCUCAGUGCCAUGAACUGGGAGAAAACAGGUACAGAGGUGGCAGCGGACCUCUUCACGUGUCCAGAGGAAAGACCAACCAUCCCCUGCACAAGGCUUUUAUCGACGCAGGCCAGCAGGCAGGAUACCCCUUCACUGAUGACAUGAAUGGAUACCAGCAGGAAGGCGUUGGCUGGAUGGACAUGACCAUCUACCAAGGGAAGAGAUGGAGCUCUGCCAGCGCCUACCUCAGACCUGCACUGGGUCGGCCCAAUCUGAAGACAGAGGUGCACUGCAUGACCACCAAGAUCUUGUUUGAUGGGAACCGUGCUGUGGGGGUGGAGUAUGUACAGAACGGAGAGAAAAAGAGAGUGUUUGCAGAUAAAGAAGUGAUCUUGAGCGGAGGAGCCAUCAAUUCCCCUCAGCUUCUCAUGCUGUCUGGUGUGGGAAAUGCGGAGGAACUGAAGGCCCUCGGUAUUCCUGUCAUUCAGCACUUGCCAGGCGUUGGCAAUAAUCUGCAGGACCACUUGGAGCUGUACGUCCAGCAGCAGUGCACUCAGCCCAUCACCUUGUACAAGGCGCAGAAACCUUUCCACAUGAUCAAGAUUGGCCUCGAGUGGCUCACUCUUUUUACCGGCUACGGAGCUACAGCCCACUUGGAAAGCGGCGGAUUUAUACGCAGUCGACCUCACGUCACACACCCCGACAUUCAGUUUCAUUUCCUGCCUUCACAAGUUAUUGACCAUGGCCGGGUUUCUUCAAAGAUAGAAGCGUAUCAGGUUCAUGUUGGACCAAUGAGAAGCACCAGCAUCGGCUGGAUGAAGCUGAAAAGUCCCAAUCCCAUGGAUCACCCAAUUCUCCAGCCAAACUAUCUCUCCACUGAUAUCGAUGUGUGGGAAUUCAGGGAGUGCGUCAAACUGUCCAGAGAAAUUUUCGCUCAGAGUGCCUUCGACCCGUUCCGCGGCCCCGAGGUCCAGCCCGGGCUCCAGGUCCAGUCGGACGCUGACAUCGACGCCUUCGUCCGCCGGAAGGCCGACAGCGCCUACCACCCGUCCUGCACCUGCAAAAUGGGCUCCGCCUCCGACCCGACGGCGGUGGUGGACUCGAGCGCGCGCGUCCUGGGUCUGGAGCGACUGCGGGUGGUCGACGCGUCCAUCAUGCCCAGCAUCGUGAGCGGGAACCUGAACGCCCCGACCAUCAUGAUGGCAGAGAAGGCAGCUGACGUGAUCAGAGGUCGGCCUCCUCUGGUGGACCCCGGGGUUCCCGUGUACCGGCCCCCGACGCUUGAAACGCAGAGAUGAUCGGCCGAUUCGGUGAACAAAACGACCUCUGAGGUGGGAACGUCAGGGAAUUUAAUCAACAAAAAUCAAAAAAUGUGACUUAGUUUUGUUUAACCUAUGAUUCGCUUACACUCUUUUUCAACUCCACAAAUAACCCUUUGCGUUGAAGUGAAGGAUUUAGCAUGAAGUUCCAUGAUACGUCUUAGUGUGCUUGUUGGAACAAGCACACUACAAACAUCACUCUAAAAGUAGACAUUAUUACAGCCUGCCACAUAGCAGCUGCGCAGUAAAUGCAAAUUGCUCUUUGCAGAAUCUAAACAGUACCUGGAAGAGCCUUGUCAACACUUGCUCAGUUUUUUUUUUGUAUAAAUCUACUAAUGCAUGAGGACGUAAGGGGAAUGCUGUUUGCACCAACAACAUGGUUCAUCUCAACUUCACUGUAUCCACAGCUUGAAUUGUUUUAGGUUAAAGUACUAUAGAGCAACAUGUGAAACACUAACAAAACAAAAACCAGACUCAGUUGGUUAAGCUUGAAAUAUUAUCGUCACGUUAAUUAUGAUUUACUGCCUCUCUGCACUUUAGCUGCAGAACCUUGCAGCUGAAGUGAAAGGUUCUGUCUUUCCUCUUGUCUACCAAUCAGCUUCCUUCCUGCAAAUGUGCAGCUGUUCAGUUCAGCUCAUUUCAAUAGAUGUGUUUACACACUGUUGAACAGGAAGCCAAUCACUGCCGAGUUUCUGUUCGAGUUAACCUUAUCUCAAAAGAGGGAUGUUUUCAGUGCUAGACAUUCGCCAGAGUGCUCACACGGUUGCUUUUGUGUUUAGAGAAAGAUUAGUGCCGAUUAGAUUGGCCUGCGAGGCUGCCUACAUCAGCAUUUUUUAUUUGAGAAAAGCUGGAACAACAUCUGUUUUCUGGCAUAAGUCAUAAAGAUAUCUUCUUUUUUUUUUUACCCCUCCAAAAAACAAAAGCUUUAAAAUAUAAAUAAAAUACAUAUAAAAGUGAAAAAGGAAGCAACUUAAGAUUUUGCGAACAAAAUUAACUGCCUUUUUUCAAUCUCUAACACUAGCAGAUCUGUUUACACUAACGUGCAAGAGUUUUUUUUGUUUUUUUUUUCUAGGUUGCAGAUGUUGCAUUUUAGGGCAAAGAAGCAGUUAAAGGGCAAAUACCAUUUUUACAUAUUUUCCUUCUCAAUUGUGUUCAAUUCAUUUCAGUGUAUUUUUAUACCACUUGCUCACAACAAAUUUGGCCUCAAGGCUCUGUUCUUCUUUUUGCUCUUAAUAGUUCAUUUCAUUUCAAAAUUUAAAAAAUAUAUGUGGAGGGGGAGAAAAAGUGAAGAAAAUGCAGCUGAAUGCUGCAGAAGAGUAGUAUUGUUGAUACUUUUGGAGCACAGAACUGUUGCAUUAAUGCUUGCCAUAAUAUUCAUCCAAGACAAAAGUAGGAAAGUGUAGCUCUUUAGCUCAAAGCUCAAGUUAAAAAGUGAAGAUUUAUGCCAUACAAGUCGAAACUGCUUUACGUGGAUGAGGAGAACGCUGUUCGCUUCCGUACAGUUCGCUCACAUUUCCCGCGCUGCAGCAAAAAUGCCGACUGCGUCGUUUUUCUGAGUCUCCGAAAAGUGCAAACGCAUCCAUUCCACAUUUUUAUUUCAGGUCAGAAAAAAAAUAUUUCCUUCCUCGAUUGCCUUGAGAGAUUUCCACAAUGGUUGUGCCUCUUUUACCGAUCAUGACUCAAAAGGUCCUUUUUGUGUUUCAGGAAAAUGUUUUGACAUUCCUGAUCCACUUUGGAAAACAAUAGAAACCCAUUUAAUGCUUUUCAUAUCUAAUAUCUAAAAUGCAACAUUUGCCCUUUAAAGUAGCCGUUCUCCUUGACUUGCUCCGGACCAUUGCACAACAUGCAGAGCACUUAACUGCACAUUCAUGUUGAGUGUUUGUUAUUGUUGGUUUACCUCGACUGACCGGUAAACCUUUAUGUAGUUUUUUUUUUUUGCUCCCAAGUGGCUCAGGCUCAACCAAGAUGUUUUCAAACUAUGCAGUAAUAUUAACAGCUAAAUAUCAAACAUGGCGAAUUAUGUUAAAAUACACCUUGUUUUUCUACACUAACAAACUUAAAAAAUCCCAAGUACACGUUAAAUAAACUCUAUCCUUUUUAUUGUUUUUGUGAAUGAUUAUCUUGUUAAAAUUUAUAAAUGAGUGAUAAGGAAAAUGAAGGUUUUUAAAUAACAUAAAUAUAAUAAAAGAAAUAGUGCCUUUGAGAUUAUUAUAUUGUUACGUCUGUGUUAGUAUGAAAGAAUUUGCGAUUGAAGUUGAUGCAUAUUUGAUUAUUUUUUAUAUCUUCACUAAUGUCUUAAGUAUUGAAUGAAGUCAAUUAAUCCGUAUUAUAAGCUACAAUGGACCUUACUUUCUACAAUGACCUUUAACUGUGUUAAAUUGUUUCUUUCUUAAUAAUGCGUACUGUGACAGCUAUUGUUUACACUACAAUGCACUGUUGUGCAAUGAUACAUUAAUCAACUUUUUACAUUUUUUUUAUGAAAGAAUAAACAUGUGAAUCAGAAAAAGACAUUUUAUGUUAAUAUAUCAAAGCUUUUCUUUAUUUUACUUUUUUUCUGCAUUGAUUGUCAAUAAGCCGUCCUGUCCUUGUCUUCUUUAUUCAGCAAUUAUUACAAAAAUCAGCAGGUGCGUCGUCAUUUCAGGCAAAAAAUUCAAAUGUACAAAACAAGGAUGUUGCUUCUGUUGGUACAAAAUCUAGAAGGUACUAAUUAUUAUGCUACAAAGUAGAUAAAGAGAAUUUUUAGAGUGUUUUAUACACAAAUAGGUAGAAAGCAGAAAUCUUCAAGUUAGUUCUUAUAAACACUAUACAAAUUGUUGUUUGUUUUUUACAACCUUUUACAGACUUCUGUAAAGCAGUGGCGAAGUAGAAAAAAUAAAGCUGAGUUGCACAACCAAGCCUGGUGUUUUUUUGUCACUUUAUCUCCUGAUAAAACUAAAUUGUUGACGUAUUCAGACACCUGUACUAUAAAUUGUUUUCUUCUGUAAGUGGAUGACAUUUGACAAUUGGACUGUGGCAGCUAAUAUUUUGGUUUUAUUAUAAAGUUAUUUCUAGAAGCAGCAGUUGAUUAAAAAAGCUGAGUAAGGUAGACACAGCUGCUAACGUCAGGAUUAUUCUCCUGUUGGUUCAAGACAAACUGACUUACGGUCUUUAAGCUCUUAUUGCGUCUGUUCAAGCUCAGAUGAGCAAUGACACAUGACGAUAUUUAAUUUUCCAAACAGUUUGCUUGUCUGUACUGCUCAAGAAUGUGUUAACAUAAUCCUAAAAAAUGAAAGACAUCAUGAAUAAGUUGUAGUUUCUGACUAAUGAUUCAAGAAGGGAUUGUUUUUGUACUUAAAAUAACUCAAUAGUGUAUCUUAGGUAAGCAAAGUUGCCUUUAAAAAUGUCUUUUUGUAGAAAGAUGUUUUAAUAUUCAAUGGUAACAUUAAAAUGUCCCCACUAUCAGGAUAAGGGUAAUAACAGUGACUUAAGUAUCCUCAGUACUUGGAUACUUAAGUCACUGCUAAAUCUUGGAUUAUUCUGAAUACAAUUGAAUACGUUAUAAACACCAUAAAAAAAAGUGAGGCGAUCAGGAUUCCAAUGAAUCAAUGAGUAUAAAUGGAUUAGUCAAAGUCCGGAAGUCAAGUUGAUUGAAAUGCUUUCAGGACCUUAUAGAAGUUAUUGCAUAAUUUGAUUUCUGCAAAUAUUGAUGGGCUUAAUCAAUCAUGUAAUGGAGAGUGGCCAAAACUCAUAAAGAUUGUGAAAGAUCUUAAAAAGAAGAUGCAGAAAUACAAGUUAUUACAGCUACAUGUCAUCCUAUUUGUUUCACUCUGACUUUUGCAACACGAUAAAAGUCUUAGUUAGAUAAAUAACAUUAAGGUUCAUUGUUGCAUGUGUUGCUUUCAUCUGAAGAUUUAACUGAAACAUGUGGACCAGGUGAGGUCACUAAAUAUUAGUUAAAUUACUUUUUAAUCUCAACUGUCUCUGUUGUUUUCCCCCAUUACUGCUAUCCAAUCAGACAAAAAAAUCAUGUCUUAAUCCACCCAAAUAGUUUUAAAAUUAGUUUCAAUUUUAAUGUGGUUAUGAAAUACGUAAGUCCCUGUUGUUUACGUAUGUGUAUGUGUCUCCUGUGUGUAGCUGCGCAAUCCCUUUUUGUUUUGGUCGUAUCAGUAAAGAAGCCCUUUGAUUGCACACGUUGCCAUCCCACAGUCCAGAGCCGAUAGCCGCAAAUUGACCUGAAGUUAUUAUAGUUUGGCAGUGCGUAGCGGAACAUGCUGGCCUCACGUCACGCUGGAGCUGUGUGGUUCUCUUCUCUCUUCACAGAUGUGUUUGUAUGUGAAACUGUCUUUAG